AUGAAUAUAUAUUUGAACACUAGACGUAAUCUUCGCAAUGAUCCUAAUUAUUCAUACAGCCGUAGUGGCGGAGGCAGUUAUGCGGCAGUGUCAGAAGAAGAAGAACAACUUUUAGGGGAGGAAUCAAGCGAAGACAAUACUCGACGACACCGGCAACAAGUAGAAAUACCAGUUGGAAAACAACCCGUUCGUGACGAGCUAAGUUACAAAAAUGACACAAUAAACCAUCCUUGUCAAUUAUUAUUGUUGGUUGUGGCUUCUUUAAUUCACGUUCUUGGAAAUUUCGUUCUAACACUUGUUCCGUUCAAAAUUAUUACGCAA
Messenger RNA from Entrophospora sp. SA101, 321 nucleotides. Lineage: Eukaryota; Fungi; Glomeromycota; Glomeromycetes; Entrophosporales; Entrophosporaceae. The record is from the annotation of a GenBank genome assembly.